UUUUAUUUAAAAGCACCGAAACGUCAGCCCUGGCCACGUCUCAUCAUCUGUCUCUGACAAGUGAAAGAUGAAAUUAAAGAUAUAACCUAUAUUCAUGUUUUCAACGCAAAACAUUAAUCGCAUCAACUCAAAAGAUAUGAGAAUAUAAUUUCAUAAAAUCAAAAUACAAUACAGAUAUUAAAGCAAAAUGGUUUUAGCGGACUUAGGUCGUAAGAUUACGACUGCCUUGCAGUCCUUAAGCAAGGCAACAAUUAUAAACGAAGAGGUUUUAAAUGGAAUGCUUAGUGAGAUUUGUCGAGCUUUGAUAGAGGCUGAUGUUAAUAUAAAGUUGGUCAAAUCACUACGAGAAAAUGUUAAAUCUGUUAUUGACUUUGAUGAAAUGGCUGGAGGUCUCAACAAGAGACGCAUGAUUCAAAGUGCAGUUUUUAAAGAACUUGUUAAACUUGUAGAUCCUGGAGUAAAGCCUUAUCAACCAAUUAAAGGAAAGCCAAAUGUAAUAAUGUUUGUUGGCUUGCAAGGGUCUGGUAAAACUACAACUUGUACAAAAUUAGCUUAUCAUUAUCAGAAAAAAAAUUGGAAGUCUUGUCUUGUAUGUGCUGAUACUUUCAGAGCUGGUGCUUAUGAUCAAGUGAAACAAAAUUGUACAAAAGCAAGAAUACCCUUUUAUGGAAGUUACACUGAAAUAGACCCAGUAGUUAUAGCUCAAGAUGGUGUUGAUAUGUUUAAAAAAGAAGGAUUUGAAAUUAUAAUUGUUGAUACUAGUGGAAGACAUAAACAAGAAGAAUCUUUAUUUGAAGAAAUGUUGGCAGUAUCAAAUGCUGUGAAUCCUGAUAACAUUAUAUUCGUCAUGGAUGCUACUAUUGGUCAAGCUUGUGAGUCUCAAGCUAAAGCUUUCAAAGAUAAAGUUGACGUAGGUUCAGUAAUUAUCACAAAAUUGGAUGGACAUGCAAAAGGAGGUGGUGCACUUAGUGCUGUUGCAGCUACUAACAGUCCCAUUAUAUUUAUCGGCACAGGAGAACACAUAGAUGAUUUGGAACCAUUUAAAACCAAACCGUUUGUUAGUAAAUUGUUAGGUAUGGGUGACAUUGAAGGUUUGAUUGACAAAGUAAAUGAAUUAAAAUUGGAAGAUAACGAAGAAUUAUUAGAAAAAAUUAAACACGGACAAUUUACACUCAGAGAUAUGUAUGAACAGUUUCAAAAUAUAAUGAAAAUGGGACCGUUUUCACAAAUUAUGGGUAUGAUACCAGGAUUUAGCCAAGAUUUUAUGUCAAAAGGUAGUGAACAAGAGUCAAUGGCGAGACUAAAAAGAUUAAUGACAAUAAUGGACAGUAUGAAUGAUUAUGAAUUAGACAACAAAGACGGAGCAAAGUUAUUUACAAAACAACCAGGAAGAGCUGUCAGAGUUGCCCAGGGCUCAGGAGUAACAGAAAGAGAGGUCAAAGACCUGAUCACUCAGUACACAAAAUUCGCAGGUGUAGUAAAAAAAAUGGGUGGCAUAAAAGGUCUUUUCAAGGGCGGCGAUAUGGCCAAAAAUGUUAACCACAAUCAAAUGGCAAAACUUAACCAACAAAUGGCAAAAAUGAUGGACCCGAAGGUACUUCAACAAAUGGGUGGCAUGGCAGGGUUACAAAAUAUGAUGAGACAGCUCCAAGCCGGUGCGGCUGGAGGUUUGGGUGGUCUAGGUAAUCUUAUGGGCGGCUUUGGGGGUAAAUGAUAAUUAUUUAUUUUAUUCUUUGUAUGUGUAUACAGUAAUUCUUUCAAUAAUGGAAUAAAAUUUUUUGAUUUUUAUUAAUUGAUUCAUUUGAAUAUUUGAAAAUAAUACUUUAUAUUUUCUUACUCAUAAUUUUAUAAUAUAUCUUAUAAUAUUAGUACAAUGUUGCUAAACUGUCUAAAUUGCUUAACUCUAAUUUGCACGUUAUCUUAUUUAAUUGUUUACUGAAUGAAAAUUUGUCUGUAAUCAUUGAAACUCGCGUCCACAUUGCUUUUAAGUUGAUCUUUAGAACAAGUGAAAAAACAGUAUAGAUUUUGAUAGAAUUACUGUCAACCUAAAUACACAUGUGAAGCUAUAAAUAAAGUUAGAUUCAUUUUGAGACUUGGUCUUUUUUUGUUACGUUUCUAAUUGUAGAAAAAUUUUAUAAAGUAUUGUAAUGAUUCAUUUCUACAAAUAUAUGAUUUUCUAUGA
Molecule: messenger RNA, 2182 nt
Organism: Diorhabda carinulata
Lineage: Eukaryota; Metazoa; Arthropoda; Insecta; Coleoptera; Chrysomelidae
Gene: Srp54k
Product: signal recognition particle subunit SRP54
Exons: 8
Coding region: 188-1714 (508 amino acids)
Biological process (GO): SRP-dependent cotranslational protein targeting to membrane, translocation; SRP-dependent cotranslational protein targeting to membrane
Cellular component (GO): cytosol; signal recognition particle, endoplasmic reticulum targeting
Molecular function (GO): 7S RNA binding; GTPase activity; ATP hydrolysis activity
Source: RefSeq, a predicted model, not a curated record